AGGAGAAACUCGCCGGCCGCGUCGUUUCGACUCAGGUUUCGACUUCACCGCCGCAACAUUUCUGACGCUGGAAGCAGGAACCCAUCCAGUCCCUCACAGCAUUGCAAGAUGUGGCUCCCGUCAUCCAAAACCCCAGCCCUAGCAGCGCUGCUAGCGUCACUGCUCCUUCUCACACUCACACCUCCAACCUCCGCCUCCCCCUCCAUCACAAAGAUCAGACGCCUGGAGGCGAAACUCAGCAGCAAUGGCGCCAUCAGGCUCGACGGCUCCGACUACUUCGCAAUCACCGAGGCGCCAAGGAACUACUCGUUGUUUGUGUGCUUAACCGCUUUGGCGCCGGAGAUGGGAUGUGCGCCGUGCAGGGAAUUCGAAAAGGAGUUCGACCUAGUGGCAUCGUCAUGGCAGCGGGCGAAGGUUCCGCGCACGCUGUACUUUGGACAACUGGACUUUGCGGCUGGUCGGGAAGUCUUCCAAAAGCUUCAAGUGCAAUCUGUGCCCAUGAUCCUGCAUUUCCCACCGACAGAGGGCCCGCUCGCGACUGGUGGAAGCGAGCCUGAGCCUUAUGACUUGAACAAAUGGGGCCUACAAGCAGACCCGCUGGCGAAGUAUGCUUCUAAUGUGGUGAAGCAUGAGUUCCCCAUCAGGCGACCCGUGAACUACACACUAUACGGCAUCGUUGGAAUAGCGAUCUUGCUUGCUUUGACGCUGAUCAAAGUCUUGUGGCCCGUCAUCACGGCGAUUGUGCAGAAUCGCAAGAUUUGGUCUACCCUGUUGAUUGCAUGGGUCGUGACGAUGUGCUCAGGGCAUAUGUGGAACUCCAUCCGUGGGCCGCCAUACACCGGAAUGCGCGAUAACCGUCCCGAAGUCAUCGCACCUGGGUUCCAGAACCAGUUUGUGCUUGAGACGCAGCUUGUUGCCGUGCUCUACGCGGCCUGUUCGAUCGCUUUUGUAGCCCUCGUGACAAAGGUCCCCGCCAUGUCGCAGCCCUUCUCCCAGCGGACAGCGGCGUACGCAUUCGCGGGGGUGUUUGUGGUUAUUUAUUCCAUCAUGCUGAAGCUGUUCCGGCUGAAGAACGGAGGGUACCCUUAUAAACUGCUGUUCUGAUGAGACACGGGCGAUACCGGGUACUCAUGAACAAAGCGCGGCUUGGAUGUACAUACACCUGAAUACAAUGAGUACAUACAGACUGCGACCGAAGGAUAUAUACAGCCGAUUGAAGCCGGGCGACGUCCCACACCAAAAACGCUGCAUCUCGAAAUGAACUCGAGCAAAACUGAAAAUGAAGGACGACCAGUAGAAUAUGCCUUUAUGCACGCUUGCGUCGCCGAUGAUCCCGAUGUGCCUCUCCACACAGCUGCAUACACAUCCUGAACAUCGAAAUUCCCUCGUGUGCCCUCAGCUGGGUAAGAUUUACGGCGUCACAGUUUAGCGAACUAUGUACAUAUUCGGACUCGCCGUAAGCUGGGCCACCCGAUGGUCACACAUGUGAGGCCAGCUCCCAUCUAUGAUAGAUGGGUGCUGCUUCCUUUUGCG
Molecule: messenger RNA, 1533 nt
Organism: Fimicolochytrium jonesii
Lineage: Eukaryota; Fungi; Chytridiomycota; Chytridiomycetes; Spizellomycetales; Powellomycetaceae
Exons: 8
Coding region: 109-1104 (331 amino acids)
Cellular component (GO): oligosaccharyltransferase complex
Source: RefSeq, a predicted model, not a curated record